Orycteropus afer afer is the source of this 3147-nucleotide messenger RNA. RefSeq names its product scavenger receptor cysteine-rich domain-containing protein SCART1-like. Bases 1 to 3147 code for a protein of 1048 amino acids. Lineage: Eukaryota; Metazoa; Chordata; Mammalia; Tubulidentata; Orycteropodidae. The record is from RefSeq and is a predicted model, not a curated record. The transcript is spliced from 13 exons. Gene Ontology annotation, cellular component: membrane.
AUGGGUGGAGACUGUGGAGGGGGCUGGGCAGAGAGACUGAAGCUGGCCUACCGACACAGCCCGUGUGACGGAGUCGUGCUGGUGUGGCACCAGGGCAAGUGGGGGUCCCUGUGCAACCAAGAGUGGACACUGGCAGAGGCUUCAGUGGUCUGCAGGCAGCUGGGCUGCGGGCCAGCAGUGGGAGCCCCAAAGUACGUCCCACUGCCGGGAGAGGUGGUCCAGCCCUGGCUUCACAACGUCUCCUGCAGAGGCGACGAGGCCUCCUUCUGGGAGUGCAGCCUUGGGGAGUGGUGGUCCAGCGCCUGCCCCCACGAGUGGUUGGUGGUAGCUUUGUGCGCAAACGGCACCUUCCGGGAGAUCCGGCUGGUGAAGGGCCGCAGCCCCUGCGCAGGGCUCCCGGAGAUCCGCAAUGUCAACGGGGUGGACCGCCUCUGUGGCCUCCACCAGGAGGAGGCCACGGUAUUCUGCCGCGAGCUGGCCUGUGGUGCUGCAGUCCGGGCCCCCAGUGCAGGCAAGGCUGCUGGCGAGAAGUACAUGGUCUGCAAGGGUACUGAGCCCACCAUCCGCAACUGCCGGCUCAACAACUUGCGGCGGCGCGGCUGUGCCCUCCAUCUGGAUGCAGAGGUGGUCUGUGCAGAAGCAGCAUUCUGUGGCCCUGCACUGAAGGGUGUCCUGGGGCCCCUUUUGCGGCUGUCAGCCUCUCCUCAAGGCUGUAAGACUGGCCCGGAGAACUCUGCCUCCUGCCCAGAGAAGUGUCUGUCCCCAGGGCACACGGAGGCCCGGCUGGUGGGCGGGGAGCACCCCUGCGCCGGGCGCCUAGAGGUGCGGCGAGGCCUGACCUGGGGCACUGUCUGCGAUGCCGACCUGGACCUGCCCACGGGCCAUGUGGUCUGCAGGGAGCUGCAGUGCGGCUCGGCCGUCUCCAUCCCCGGGGGUGCACACUUUGGCCAGGGCUCAGGGCCUGUGUGGGCCGAAGCCUUCCGCUGCGUGGGCAACGAAUCUCUGCUGUUCCACUGUCCGCGGGGGCCCGGGCGCCCUGAGCCCUGCGACCACAGUCACGACGCGGGACUCAGGUGCUCAGGUGAGGUGUUCCGGCUGGCCAAUGGUAGCAGUGGCUGUGCAGGACGAGUGGAGCUCCAGAUACAGGGGGCCUGGGCGCCCCUCUGUGCCACCCACUGGGACAUGGAGGAUGCCACCGUCCUCUGCCACCAGCUCAGUUGUGGUAACGCAGUAGCCACACCUCAAGGAGGCUAUUUUGGGGGAGAUGAAGGUCCCAUCUGGCCUGAUGUGUUCCACUGCGCAGGGACAGAGCCCUAUCUAUGGAAUUGUCCAGUGAGCACCCUGGGGGCACCAGCCUGUGUCCCCGGAAACACAGCUGCUGCUAUCUGCUCAGGUCUCCCCCAUGCCCUGCGGCUGAGGGACGGACAGAGUCGCUGUGACGGGCGUGUGGAGAUGUCCCUGGAUGGGGUGUGGGGCCGGGUCCUGGAUGAUGCCUGGGACUCGAGGGGCACCAGCGUCGUGUGCCAGCAGCUCCAGUGUGGAAGGGCCGAGAGAGCCUACACCGCCCCUGGCCCUGGCCGUGGCAGCGUGCCGGUGGCACUGAGCCAGGUGCGUUGUCUGGGCACUGAGACCCACCUGGCUCAGUGCAACGUGUCCAUGCCGCUGCUCGUGCCUGUGGUGAGCUCAUGGGAUGUUGGAGUCAUCUGCUCGGGGAGCCUCCGGGUGCGGCUGGCCGGUGGGCCAGGGCGCUGCACAGGGCGCGUGGAGGUGCUUCAGGAUGGUGCUUGGGGCACAGUGUGCGAUGAUGGCUGGGACCUGCGUGAUGCCCUCGUGGUCUGCAGGCAACUGGGCUGCGGCCAUGCCCUCAGCGCCCUGGGGUCUGCCUACUUUGGGGCUGGGGCCGGGAACAUCUGGCUGGACGAGCUGGGCUGCGAGGGCACAGAGUUGGCACUGUGGCAGUGCCCAUCACGGGGCUGGGGCCGGCAUGACUGCAGGCACAAGGAGGACGCCGGUGCUGUCUGCUCAGGGUCCGUGGGCUUGAGGCUGCGUGGGGGCAGCCACAGCUGUGCUGGAUGGCUGGAGGUCUUCUACAAUGGGACAUGGGGUGCCGUGUGCGGCAACUCCCUGAAGGGGUUCUCCGUAUCCAUCAUCUGCACCCAGCUGGGGUGUGGAGAUGAGGGUUGGCUGGAGAACAAGCCUGUGCAGGCGGCUGGCCUGGGGAUCUCCUGGCUGGAUGACAUCAAGUGCAGGAAGCUACGUAACACCACGCUGUGGCAGUGCCCCUCGGCACCGUGGCACCCACACUCCUGUGCCCGUGGAGAGGAAGUCUGGAUCUCCUGUGCAGAGGAGGGCUGGCUGCGCCUGCGUGGGGGUGAGGACGGCUGCUCAGGCCGCGUGGAGCUCUGGCAUGCUGGCACCUGGGGGACCGUGUGUGACGAUGCCUGGGACCUGGCAGAUGCACACGUCGUGUGUCGACAGCUGGGCUGUGGCCGGGCCCUGAGUGCCCCGGGGGAGGCCGCCUUCGGGCCCGGCUCAGGGCCUGUGUGGCUGGAUGAGGUGGGCUGCAAGGGCAGCGAGAUGUCACUGUGGGGCUGCCCCUCGGUGCCCUGGGGGCACGGAGACUGCUUGCAUAAGGAGGAUGCAGGCGUGCACUGCUCAGGUGAGAGGGGGACCACGGUGCUGCCACCCGACUCGGGUCCGCCCUCAGCCCCUCCAGCUGCUCCUGAGGCGGGCUCCCUGCUCUUCACUGUGUGUAUCAUCCUUGGCACCCUCCUGGGCAUCGUCUCCCUGGUCCUAGGGGCUCAGUGGUGCCGUGGCCACAGAGCCUGCAGGGGUCCCGGGAUGACUUGGAACCCCCCCUCGGAGGGUUUCUAUGAGGACAUCGGUGCCAUCUCCUUUGGAGAGAAAGAUGUGGGGUCCAGAGGGUCCGGGGACCCGGUGCUGGAGGAGGAGUAUGAUGACGCGGAGGCACCUGAGGACGGUCCUGUGGAGCAGCAGGCCGACGAGGAGGCAGGCGAGGCUGAGGGCCCGCAGGAGGCGCUCCUGAGUCCCGCCGGUGUGCCCCUCUCAGCCCUGGCCUCCCUCGUGCUCUUCCUCCUCUACUGUUCCUACACACAGGGCUCUGCCCCGGGCAGCACCUACAUCUAA